This is a messenger RNA of Histoplasma capsulatum G186AR, 1533 nucleotides long. RefSeq lists its product as uncharacterized. Gene Ontology annotation, biological process: transmembrane transport. Bases 1 to 1533 code for a protein of 510 amino acids. Gene Ontology annotation, cellular component: membrane. The record is from RefSeq and is a predicted model, not a curated record. The transcript has 5 exons. Gene Ontology annotation, molecular function: transmembrane transporter activity. Lineage: Eukaryota; Fungi; Ascomycota; Eurotiomycetes; Onygenales; Ajellomycetaceae.
AUGUCUGGUGAUAUAGAGAAAGCCCCGGACAGGGUCUCCGUUGACUAUAUCAACGAUACAACAAAGCAGAACUAUGACAUCGAUGUCGACGAGAUUUACACAUACGCGGAGCAGAGGAAAAUAGUCCACCGUGUCGACCGCCGGCUCGUGACUAUGUGUGGCCUGGGCUACUGCAUCAGCUUGAUGGAUCGGACGAACUUGUCAGUUGCAGCCGUCGCCGGAAUGAACGUAGAACUUGACUUGAAUAUUGGCUUUCGAUACUCCCUUGUCGCUCUGGUCUUCUUCACCACGUAUAUUGUUUUUCAGCCUCCAAUGACAGCGGUUAUUCGCAAGAUCGGGCCAAGGAACUUCAUUAGUUUUAUUGUGUUCACAUGGGGAAUAUGUUUGAUUGGUUUUGGUUUGUGCAAGAAUUGGGAACAACUUACAGCCCUCAGAGCACUUCUGGGAGUCCUGGAAGCCGGCUUUUUCCCGGGUAGCGUGUAUCUUCUGUCGACUUGGUACUCGAGAUAUGAAGUUCAGAAGCGGUAUUCGAUUUUCUACCUGAUCGGUUGCGUGGCUGCCGCACUUUCAGGUAUCCUCGCGUUUGGAUUCAGCCAGAUGGCUGGUAUUCAAGGAAUGGGUGGCUGGAGAUGGAUUUUUAUUUUGCAAGGUCUUUUAACCAUUGCUGUUGCUAUUCUCAUUUUUAUAUUCAUCGUCGACUUUCCCGACAAGGCUCAUAAAGCCUGGAAAUUCCUGACCCAGGACGAAUGUGCCUUCAUCAUUCGGCGAUUGAACAAGGACAGAGGUGAUGCCGAUGUUGAACCAUUUACCCUUAAAAGAUUCCUCCGUCCUGCGCUGGACUUGAAAAUCUGGGGCUUCGGCAUGAUAUUUUUGUAUGCAUUCUGCGAGUCAUUCUUUUUGUCUUUUCUGAAUAGACCGCUUGUUACUAACCGAAAGCCCGACUGCAGCUGCCUGACCACAGUCACCUACGCCAUCGCCUAUUUCCUUCCCAUCAUCCUCCACAACAACAUGGGCUUUGGUGUUGGCGCAUCCCAGUGCCUCGUCGCACCGCCGUAUGUCCUGGCGGGAAUUCUCAUGUUCUCAACCUCCUGGGUGGCAGACAAAUAUAAAAUGCGAGCGCCUGUUCUCGUUUUCAACAGUCUCGUUUCCAUAAUCGGGUUACCAAUCAUGGGAUUUGCAGAAGGCAAUGCCGUGCGUUAUUUUGGAGUGUUCCUGACGACCGCGGGUGUCAAUGCCAACAUUCCAUGUUCUCUCGCGUACCAGGCCAAUAACAUUCGUGGUCAGUGGACGAGAGCGCUAGCUAGUUCCACACUUGUAGCGAUGGGCGGGAUUGGAGGUAUCGCAGGUAGUUUGGUAUUCAGGUCGCAGGAUGCGCCCCAAUACAUCCCCGGUAUUUAUGCAGCCAUCGCCUGUCAACUUCUUCUCCUUAUUAUUGUUGCCAUGUUGAGCUUUUAUUUCUGGAGGUGCAAUAAGAAAGCAGACCGUGGAGAAAUGAUCAUCGAGGGAUCUCCUACUUUCCGAUAUACAAUAUAA